AUGUGGGAAUCUAAUAUUUCAAAGUCUGCGCCAGAAGACGACGCCAAAAGUGGAAACUGCGUAUCGGUCUCUGUUGCCUUCCCAAUUACAAUGAUGGUAACGGGAAUGGUUGGAAAUUCACUGGCGUUAAUGCUGGUGUAUAUUUCCUAUAAAAAAAAGGAAAAUAAAAGAAAGAAAUCGUUCCUGCUCUGCAUUGGCUCACUGGCGUUUACGGAUCUUUUCGGACAACUUCUUACUAGUCCAAUUGUGAUAUCAGUCUAUAGGGCAGACUUAGAGUGGGAGCGCAUCGACUCCACGGGAAAGCUGUGCGCCUUUUUCGGGGUGUGCAUGACAAUGUUUGGUUUGUGUUCACUUUUCUUAGCCAGUGCAAUGGCAAUUGAAAGGUCUUUGGCUAUAACAAAUCCACACUGGUACGCUAACCACAUGAAAACAAGUUUUACAAAGCUGGCUUUGGCUGUAAUCUGGUGUCUUGUGCUGCUGUUUUCUCUGUUGCCAGUCGCAGGUGUCGGGCAGUACACGUUACAGUGGCCAGGCACCUGGUGUUUUAUUAGCACUGGGGACCGGAACAUACCAGGAAAUAUCUUAUUUUCUACGACAUUUGCUGCUCUGGGGAUAUUUUCACUACUUGUGACUUUCUCCUGCAAUGUUGUGACUAUCAGGGCGCUAGUCAUCCGUUGUCGAGCUAAGCCAGGGUCGUCGCAGUCGUCCAAGCAAUGGGAGAGGCUAACCACGGAAACUGUCAUUCAGCUGAUGGGAAUCAUGUGCGUGCUGUUCACCUGCUGGUCCCCUUUACUGAUAAUGAUGCUGAAGAUGAUAUCAACGCAGACUUCCUCACAUCACUGCAAGCCAGCCGCGUUCCCGCCCAGCCGAGAGGUCCAGAUGGACUGCAACUUUUUUCUCAUUGCCAUCCGCCUGGCAUCCUUGAACCAGAUCUUAGACCCUUGGGUUUAUUUGCUUCUGAGGGAAAUCCUAUUAAGAAAGUUUUUCCAGGUGGCGAAUGCAGUCUCCAACUGCUCCCUGGAUGGACAGAAAGAAACACAAACGGCCCUUGAUGCUCUCAACAAGCAAAUCACUGAUGCCAAUGCCCAGCCAAAACAGUGAGCUUUGGCAAGACAUUACUCUGACCAGCCUUUUUUUGUUGUUUUUUUGCAUAAGGGCCAAUUUUAUCUACCACAAAGCCUUUUGUCCUUGUGACCGAAAAGAAGCCAUUCAUUCAAGGUCAUUCGUAAUUUAUUUCUGUUGUAAUUGUAAAAGAAUUGUGAUAUUUCUAAAGAAGGCUUAAGCGGGCAAGAACUAUAUGUACUUGGAUUUUACAUUUGUACUUGGACUGAACAUUUUGUCAGGAUUGCUGUCACAAGUGCCAAGUGGCUUUAUUGCAGAUUGACAAAGACCCUUUUUCUCGUUUUGAAAGGACAACAAUCAAGGGGUAAUCCCCUUCAUUAUGCACUCAUUUACUUUCAGUUGAGUGGAGCCAGUCCAUAUUCGGGCACCAAACCAGCAGGUGAUCUGCUGAUCAGUCACCCCUGAGAGUUAUUCUGUCACAAUGAAUGUAUUUUAAGGCAUUAUGGACUAGGGGUUUCACAUCUAAAUAUUUGGCUACCAAAGAGUUUCUAUUCCCUGAUGAUUGUGAAGUAUGAAAUUGGACUCGAUGUCCGUACCAAGUGACUUUCACAAGGUGCUUCAUAGUACUAAAGGCCUCGUACUGGAGGUGACCCCAUUAACAGUGUAAGCUUAAAACUGUGAAAAACAAAAUGACCCUCCAGCGGUCUGAUGCCGAGAACUGUGGAAGUUCAGCAUUCAAGUUUGUCACCUAUAAGUUAUUUUUUAAUUGUUAUUUAUAUUAUAUUAAAUAUUAAUAUUAAAACAUAAAUUAUCUUGGCAUUGAACAACAAAUAUUUGCCAAAAUAGUUAAGUGCAACUUGGAACAGAAACAGGCUGAACUAUUUAAAGCAGCAGUAACUACGUUUUUUUUUUCCUUUUUCUUUUUUUUUGUAAGAUUUUGGGUAACAAUGUCUUAAUAAUAUCAUAAGUGGCAGCAAUCAUAGAAAGAACUGCCUUGAGAAAUCCAGCACCAAUACCUUAACAUUCUGUAUACUAAAACCAGGGGUUCCACGAGAUUGACAUUACUGUAUGUGUUCAUGUAUUCAUACACAUAGCUAGAUGCAAAUGUUUCACCGAUGGCAGAAAAGCCUCGAUUGCCAGCCAUUUGCCAAAAGGAAGAAAAGAGAAUUGGAUAGAACUUGCUCUUAAGUAAGCGGAGCAGAAUUCCGAAGGUGUUGAGAGCUUUGUGAGAGUAUGGGGUUGAAGACAGAUGCGGAGCUCACAUUUUUCUACUGGACAGGUAGGUCAUAAUUUCUAGCCACUAGUUUACCUGAAUUUUAUGCUUGCCUGCCAAUUGUACCUUCAAUUAAUUUGACCACCCAAGUAGCUUGGUAGAUAUUAUAACAAUGUUAAUUUGGCAGUUGGGUUUAGAGAUGAUAUCAAGGUGAAGUAUAACCUUGACUAGUAGGCUAACAUUACCUAGGAGAUGAAUCGCAUUACCUGAAACCAGCUAGAAUCUUGUUUGCCAAGAAGGAGUCAUAGGUCGAAACAUUAAUACGUGGGCGUGUGUGGAAACAGAGCAGGUGGGGGUCUGUAUUCUUCUCUGUGGGUAAACAGGUGUUCUCAUUUCACAAUAUGUUUUUGCAAACAUUGAAAAAGUUGCUUACUUUGGCUAUUGCUGCUUUAAAAUACAGCCUACCUUAUCUGUUAUGAGAGAGUAAAGAAAAUAAGU
Conger conger (European conger) is the source of this 2773-nucleotide messenger RNA. It is a transcript of the gene ptger3, whose product is annotated as prostaglandin E receptor 3 (subtype EP3). Gene Ontology annotation, cellular component: plasma membrane. The transcript is spliced from 2 exons. Gene Ontology annotation, biological process: negative regulation of gastric acid secretion; positive regulation of cytosolic calcium ion concentration; intestine smooth muscle contraction. Gene Ontology annotation, molecular function: prostaglandin E receptor activity. The record is from RefSeq and is a predicted model, not a curated record. NCBI's taxonomy places the organism in Eukaryota, Metazoa, Chordata, Actinopteri, Anguilliformes, Congridae. Bases 1 to 1101 code for a protein of 366 amino acids.